AUGGGCAAUCACUUCCUGGCUACCAUUGCCCUUGUGGCUCUGGCUUCCUCCUUUGCCUAUGCCUCAGAUCCAAGCCCCUUGCAGGACUUUUGUGUUGCUAUCAAUGACCCCAAGGAUGCAGUGUUCGUGAAUGGGAAGUUUUGUAAGGACCCUAAGCUUGCCACAGCUGAUGAUUUCUUCUUUCCCCCUCCCAACAUGCCCGGUCUCAACAUUCCCGGAAAUACAUCAAACCCACUUGGGUCGUUGGUGACUCAAGUAAAUGUUGAAAAAAUACCAGGACUCAACACUCUUGGUAUUUCCUUAGCUCGUAUUGAUUUUGGUUCGUAUGGCCUCAAUCCACCCCAUACCCACCCUCGUGCUACCGAAAUCCUUGUUGUCUUGGAGGGUACCCUCUAUGUUGGCUUUGUCACUUCCAAUUUGAACCCUGGCAAUCGCCUCUUCACCAAG
Molecule: messenger RNA, 447 nt
Organism: Ilex paraguariensis (yerba mate)
Lineage: Eukaryota; Viridiplantae; Streptophyta; Magnoliopsida; Aquifoliales; Aquifoliaceae
Source: the annotation of a GenBank genome assembly